Fonsecaea pedrosoi CBS 271.37 is the source of this 585-nucleotide messenger RNA. RefSeq lists its product as uncharacterized. NCBI's taxonomy places the organism in Eukaryota, Fungi, Ascomycota, Eurotiomycetes, Chaetothyriales, Herpotrichiellaceae. The record is from RefSeq and is a predicted model, not a curated record. The transcript has 3 exons. Gene Ontology annotation, cellular component: cytoplasm; nucleus. Bases 1 to 585 code for a protein of 194 amino acids. Gene Ontology annotation, molecular function: protein binding.
AUGGACCAGUACGAGCGGAUGAAGUUUGCCGUUCGAAACGACGAGUUUAUGGAAGUAUUGGAUCUCCUAAACGAAGGUGCAAAACCAACAAUGACCGAUUUCGUCCAGGCCAUUCAAAACAAAUCCUUCCCGAUCCUCGAGCUGUUUCUGAACGAUGGAUUUGACAUCAACAAGCAAGUGAGGGGCGACUAUCCUCCUCCGCUGUCCUACGCCUUGGAUGACAUGGAGACCACGAAAUGGAUGAUCGCUCAUGGCGCCCUCCCCAAUGCACGCUGCGAGACUGGAAAUACUGAAUAUCUAUUCGACGCGGGUGCUUCUGUCAAGUUCGGCCAGCCUCUUCAUUUCGCCGUACGGCACCAGCGCCCGCAAGCAACUAUCCAACUUUUGCUAAACAAGGGCGCCUCGAUCAAUCAAGUGAUGUUCAGCAAUCAUUCUGCUUCGUAUCUCCAAUUUGAAUGCCUAGGGGUCGGCGCUCCGCUGCACGAAGCUGCAAAAUCAAAGAACAAAGGUCUGAUCAAACUGUUACUAGCGAACGGUGCAGAUCCGUCGAUUCCAGAUUCGCGAGGCAAGCUUCCGGAACUGUGA